This is a messenger RNA of Temnothorax curvispinosus, 2081 nucleotides long. RefSeq lists its product as uncharacterized. The record is from RefSeq and is a predicted model, not a curated record. Bases 301 to 1587 code for a protein of 428 amino acids. NCBI's taxonomy places the organism in Eukaryota, Metazoa, Arthropoda, Insecta, Hymenoptera, Formicidae. The transcript has 3 exons. Gene Ontology annotation, cellular component: extrinsic component of mitochondrial inner membrane.
CCGUGUGCGACGCGUGACAGUUUCACAGAUGCUUGCCAUAGUCGACGAUCAAAACAAUAACAGAGCUCGAGUGGCUGUAGCACUUGUGGCAGUAUAAUAGUUCCCCGCCGUUCUUUACGUGAGCUUCAGCCUCACGCAGAUACCAGAGCUAAGUUGGUAGCGGCCUGAAGAAGUUUCGUUCUCGAGUACUACCGUAUCACGAAGCAGACAGUCCUGGAUAUACGCCAAGUACACACGAAUCCUCCAUUUGUCUAUUUGAUAACGCCAGCAUAAACACGAGACUGUGUAUAGGCAGAAGUCAUGGAAUCAGAAGCGAGAAAUCAAAUUAAUAACGAUUAUAACUUCUUCUACGCGACCAUGUGUCACGUUUGCAAACGGUUUGGCGACGGCGUCCAAUUGAAGAGAUGCGGUGGCUGCAAGAUGAUCUCGUAUUGCAGUAAGGAACAUCAGAAGCAGCACAGGAAACAGCACAAACCUUUGUGCAAAGCCAUACAGGACGUGCUGCGGAACUACAACAUGGAUUAUGGCGGUGAAACUGCAGAGGAAUGGGCCGACAAGAAGCUGACCUUCGAGCAGCUAGUAGCGUCCAAGCUAGGACGUCGCCUGAAUUUGGAUGAGAUGGAUAUGUUCUUUUUUCCAAAAGAGUGCCUGGUUUGCUACGACCAGAACAUCAAGUCGUUGGAAGAUUGUCAGAAGUGUGCUGCCAGCGUUUGUAAAAAUCACAAAGAUUGCAUCCUGGAGCACAGGAACAUCUGCGCUACCCUGGAACUAUGUCUUCAUUCAGAUUUAUUUUCUAUGCGAGAGGGAGGCAGUUAUAUGGACUUGGAUGUUUACUUGCAACACAUUUCCUGCACGAGUACAUUUCAGAACAUGAAAGACUUUAUAAAGGCUUGUAUGAAUAUCCAGACUGACUCGGAGAUGUCGUGCAAUGUCCGGGCAGUUUUAGACUCAGAAUGUCUGACACAUUCCUUAACGUUGUUUUUUGCUAUGCGAUUAUUAAAGUAUGUCCCAAAAAGUGAAGAUCUAGUCGUUCAUGUUCUAGGUGCGAGAAAGUACGAAGAAAUCACCUUGAUUGGGUGGGAAAUUUUUCCGCGUUUAAUAGGAGCCAAGGUGUCAGUUAUAUUGAUAGGACCGGAAUUACCAUGUCAAUCAACGCUGUCACAUCAUUGCGAUAACUGUAUGUCACGGGAGAAAAAAUGUUUGACGUUUGAGUUUCACAAUGUAUACGAGAACUAUGUACGCAGUUCGUCAUUCGUAAAACCGGACUUGGUUGUAGGAUUUAAUACGUUUGGUGGUGCGAGCAGCGAGGACCCUCCAGUUGAGUCCAGUAAGGAAACGUGGACGCCGUCCAUUAUUGAGUUGAUAGCGAAAGAAAAUUGUCCGUUUAUCUUGACGUCUCGCACGCUAGAUAUAUUUGAAGAGGAGACAGACAUAAUAAACGCAAGCCUGGAUAAAGAGGUAAACCAUAUAUAUAGUGGAAAGAAUCCAUUCGCCAGUUUAGACCCAUGGAGAGUUGUUGUCCGCGGGCCGGAGUACGUAUCUUAUACGAAUCAAUAUGUUAUUAUCUAUAGGAGUCUUUGUUCAUAACUGAUAUGCGUAAUUUAAGCGACCGAUACAAACCAACGGCUGUGUUUUAUGCCGAAGAAAACGUGUGCGAAAUGACACACACGAAUUAACUGAACUUAACGUUUAAUAAAUGUAACGGAAUAAGGAACGCAAAGAAAAUUAUAUGUAUGUACAUACAUCUGCGUAUCGCAACGUAAUAAGCUACAUGUCUUCACGAAACGAAUUCCAAAAGCGGAGUCCGACACUCCGGAAUGUCUGCUUAUUAUUUAUAAUCUAAAAAUCCUAGAGCACAUUAUCUACAAUUGUAGAGUCGAUUGUCUUACAUCGAGCAUAAUUGAUUGAUAGAUACAGCGAUUAUAGAUAUAACAGGACACAUGGAUGUAAUGUAAAAUAUUAAUACAAUGACUGUUACUUUCAGUCCUGUUUGUGAUGAAGACAAGACUUUUCAUUAAUUGUUUGUAAUAAAAUUUAUACCUUUGUAAUAAAUAAUAAAAUAUACAUAUAUCAGGCAUUUA